Molecule: messenger RNA, 1871 nt
Organism: Boleophthalmus pectinirostris (great blue-spotted mudskipper)
Lineage: Eukaryota; Metazoa; Chordata; Actinopteri; Gobiiformes; Gobiidae
Gene: rorb
Product: RAR-related orphan receptor B
Exons: 10
Coding region: 93-1505 (470 amino acids)
Biological process (GO): regulation of transcription by RNA polymerase II
Cellular component (GO): nucleus
Molecular function (GO): zinc ion binding; RNA polymerase II cis-regulatory region sequence-specific DNA binding; nuclear receptor activity
Source: RefSeq, a predicted model, not a curated record
ACCCCCUCCCCUUUUAAGUGUUUAUGUUUAUUUCUUCAUGACUGCUGUUUUGGGAAGCCACUCUCAGCACCAGCUCCAGCGACGCCAACACCAUGCGAGCCCAAAUCGAAGUCAUACCAUGCAAAAUCUGCGGAGACAAAUCAUCAGGCAUUCACUACGGGGUCAUCACGUGUGAAGGAUGCAAGGGCUUCUUCAGACGUAGUCAGCAGAACAACGCAUCAUACUCCUGCCCUCGCCAGCGAAACUGCCUCAUUGACAGAACCAACCGAAACCGCUGCCAACACUGCCGCCUGCAAAAAUGUCUUGCCCUAGGAAUGUCCAGAGAUGCUGUAAAAUUUGGUCGUAUGUCCAAAAAGCAGCGUGACAGCCUGUACGCAGAGGUUCAGAAGCACCAAGCGAGACUUCAGGAGCAGCGGCAACAGCAGACUGGGGAGGCCGAAGCUCUUGCACGUGUUUACUCUUCCAGUCUGACCAAUGGACUGUCCACCCUCAACCAUGAGAUUGGGGGCACAUACGCAAAUGGUCAUGUCAUAGAGCUGCCCAAGGGUGGCCAUGGAAACGGAGGUGUCCCGGGAUACUACGGCAUGGACUCCACCCAGCCGUCGCCCGACCAAUCAGGGCUGGACAUGUCUGGUAUGAAGCACAUCAAACAGGAGCCAGUGUAUGACCUCACGCCUGUCCCAAACCUGUUUAGCUAUGGAGGCUACCAGGAGAGUCAACUGGGACCUAAUAAUGUCAGCAUGGGAGAGCUAGACCGCAUUGCUCAGAAUAUCAUAAAGUCCCACUUGGAAACAUGUCAGUACACGUCAGAUGAGCUGCAGCAGUUGGCAUGGCAGACACACUCCUAUGAAGAAGUCAAGAUGUACCAGAGCAAGCCUCGGGACGUACUGUGGCAGCAGUGUGCCAUCCAAAUCACCCAUGCGAUUCAGUACGUUGUGGAGUUUGCCAAGCGCAUCUCAGGGUUCAUGGAACUGUGCCAGAACGAUCAAAUCCUGCUUCUAAAGUCAGGCUGUUUGGAGGUGGUCCUGGUCAGGAUGUGCAGAGCGUUCAAUCCUCUUAACAACACUGUCCUCUUUGAAGGGAAGUACGGUGGGAUGCAGAUGUUUAAAGCACUAGGUUGUGACGACUUAGUGAGUGCGGUGUUUGACUUUGCCAAGAGUUUGUGCUCGCUGCAGCUCACCGAGGAAGAGAUCGCUCUGUUUUCAGCUGCUGUACUCAUUUCCACAGAUCGGCCGUGGCUGGUGGAACCCAGGAAAGUUCAGAAGCUACAGGAAAAAAUAUAUUUUGCUUUGCAGCACAUAAUGCAGAAGAACCACAUGGAUGAGGAUGCAUUAGCUAAGCUGAUCAGCCGUGUCCCCACACUGUCCGCCCUGUGCACACUCCACACAGAGGAACUGCAGGCUUUUCAGCAGCUCCACCCUGAGACCGUCAACGUCCUGUUCCCUCCUCUUUACAAAGAACUGUUCAACCCGGACCCAAACUCUACCAUGACCAUGCCCAAGUGACUACCUGUGGCCCCACUGCGACACAUGCUGCCAGCAGAGGGCCACCAAGAGCAACAAUACAAGAACAAGACUACUGCCACCUCAGGCAAGACAAUGAACAAUGUUACCAAGUCAUAUGGGUGGCAUAUUUUAGAAGGGGGAGAGGAGGAGGCACCACCUGCCAGAGACUUACCGCCAACUACUAUAGGAAUGUCCAGCACUUACUCCAUUUUGUUCACCGAUACAGUCUAAAGAAUGUAUAUAUAAUGAAGUUAAUGAAUCAAUGCCCCCAAGCCACACAGUACAAAAUACAAGGGGGGCUGUCUCAUGAACUGAACUGACAAGAAAUGUACAGACUUAUUAAAAAAAAAAAAAUCUAGGAACAAU